Molecule: messenger RNA, 1490 nt
Organism: Drosophila innubila
Lineage: Eukaryota; Metazoa; Arthropoda; Insecta; Diptera; Drosophilidae
Gene: ase
Product: achaete-scute complex protein T8
Exons: 2
Coding region: 1-1329 (442 amino acids)
Biological process (GO): regulation of neurogenesis; positive regulation of transcription by RNA polymerase II; sensory organ development
Cellular component (GO): RNA polymerase II transcription regulator complex
Molecular function (GO): DNA-binding transcription factor activity, RNA polymerase II-specific; RNA polymerase II transcription regulatory region sequence-specific DNA binding; protein dimerization activity
Source: RefSeq, a predicted model, not a curated record
AUGAAUCAUGUGAAAACGUUGGGCGCCAAUAAGCCAUUUCAAAAAAUUACCGUGCACAAUGUGCUGAGCGAAAGUGGCGCCAAUGCAUUGCAGCAGCACAUCAGCAAUCAGAAUACCAUAAUACGCAAGAUCAAGGAUUUUGGCAUGCUUGGUGCCGUGCACAAUGCGGCGGCAACAGCAGCAACAGCGGCAACAACAACCGCAACAACAGCAAUGCAACGCAAACGUGCCUUGUGUGAAGCCAAACAACCAACGACAACAACAGCAGCAACAACAGCAACAGCAACUAAAACGCCAACAACUGCAAAACGUUUGAAAUUGAGCAAGAAAAAUCCGGAGAAAUUAAGUUUACGUGAGCAGGAAAAACUGGAGUUGUUGCAACGUCCGGCGGGUACACCCGGCCGCAAGGGCUUGCCACUGCCCCAGGCGGUGGCACGUCGCAAUGCCCGCGAACGGAAUCGGGUAAAGCAGGUGAACAAUGGAUUUGCUGCAUUGCGGGAACGCAUUCCAGAGGAGGUAUCCGAGGCGUUUGAGGCACAGGGAGCGGGACGCGGUGCCAGCAAGAAGCUGUCCAAGGUGGAAACUCUCAGAAUGGCCGUCGAGUAUAUACGCAGCUUGGAGAAAUUGCUGGGCUUUGAUUUUCCGCCCUUGGGUGGCAGCAGCAAUUCAAAUAGUUCAUCGAGCGGCGAUGAUAGCUUCAUGUUCAUCAAGGAUGAGUUCGAUCAGCUGGAUGAGCAGUUCGAUGAUUCGCUGAGCAAUUAUGAGCUGGAGGAGCCGCUGCAGCAGCAACAAUUGCCCAUGCAGGAGCAACAGGAGCAGCAAUUGCUGCCGUGCGUAACAAUAUUGAAUGGCUUGCAAUAUGUGCGCAUACCGGGUACAAGCACCUAUCAGCUGCUUACGCCGGAUAUGCUGGCCACGCAGGAUAGCUCCAGUUUGGAUGAGGAGCAUUUUAAUGCAUUAAUUGACACAAAUUGCCUGAGCAGCAGCAACAGCAACAACAACAACAACAAUAAUAAUGUUGCAGCUGCGGCAGCUGCCGCAAGCAACGGUGAAUGUGUAAAAUUUGCCUCGGCUCAACAACAACAGCAGCAACUCUCGCUCUGCUCUCCUGUUUUACCCGCUUUCUAUGACCAGGAACCAGCUGCCUCCUUCUAUGACAAUGUUGUUGUCGGCUUGCCCAGCUUCAAAAAGGAGUUCACCGAUGUCCUGCAAGAUCAAUCCAACAACACAGCCGGCGGUUGUCUAUCCGAUGAGAGCAUGAUCGAUGCCAUUGAUUGGUGGGAGGCGCAUACACCCAAAUCAGAUGCCGGCACAGUGGCAGGCAUUUAAAUAGCAACACUUUCGAGCUGCCACGCCCUCACCCCGCCAACGCCUCCGCCUGUACAUAGCAUAGUCAACGUAGUGAUAAACCGAAACCAAAACGAUAUCCCAAAUUGCAUAUAACAAACUUGAGCCUCAAAAAACAAUUAAAAAACACUAUGUUAACUUUU